This is a messenger RNA of Planococcus citri (citrus mealybug), 808 nucleotides long. RefSeq names its product thioredoxin domain-containing protein 17-like. Gene Ontology annotation, molecular function: protein-disulfide reductase [NAD(P)H] activity. The coding region runs from base 173 to 571 and encodes 132 amino acids. NCBI's taxonomy places the organism in Eukaryota, Metazoa, Arthropoda, Insecta, Hemiptera, Pseudococcidae. The record is from RefSeq and is a predicted model, not a curated record. The transcript is spliced from 3 exons. Gene Ontology annotation, cellular component: cytosol.
AUCAACGGUUGUUGUUGUCUUGUUUAAACAAAACCGGUAAUCAGCUGUUCUUAUCAAUCAAACUGAUUCGACAUUUUUUUUGAAAAGAGAGUCAUGAUAAAGUACACGAUUUGAAAUUUAGUUUCAAGUAUUCGAAUAAAUUUUGAAGUUAAUUCAAAUUCCUGUAUUCAAAAUGGUCGAACGUUAUUCUGCAACUUCUUAUAACGAAUGGGUACGUCAAAUACUGCGAUUAUCUGAAACUCAUCAACGAAUAGUGGUUGUUUUCUGCGGAGCCUUGGACGAGAAUGGGCUAAGUUGGUGUCCAGACUGUAGAAAUGCUCUUCCGGUGAUCGAAGAUGCCAUUCAAAACACAGCCGUUCCGAAUGUACGUUCAGCUUACCUGUUUGUUGGCAUACAACGAGAUGAGUGGAAAAAUCCCAACAAUUAUUAUAAAAUGGAUAAUCAUUUGAAAUUGACCAAUGUACCAACUAUAAUUUGUUGGGAUCGUGGCAAACUGGUCGCUAGAUUAGUCGAAGAAGAUUGUGCUAUUCCCGAAAUGGUUUCGCCUCUUUUCAAGAAUGCCUAUUUGUGAUACUCGUCGUUCUCGUUCAUAUUUUUAGUCCGUUUGUCUUGGAAUUCGAAUCGAAAUUAUUCCAUAUUAGGCCUUUUAUUGGAGUAGUCUUCCUGUUCUACUUUUAUAUUCGAAGAAUUCGAAUUCUGAGAAACAUCGAAAUGCAUUUCAUAUUAUGAUUAGUUAUAUUAUGUUACGAAUCGAACUGAAAUUUAUACAUUUUUUUCUUGGAAGUAUAUAUUUUGUUAUACACUUUUA